AACACAGGCCUACUCUUACGACAUGUGACUUUACUGUUUUCCGUUUUUGUUGAAAGAGUCAUUAACAGAAGUUGACGGCAGUUUCAAUAACAAGUCAUCACUGAGAAAAGGAUAACACGGUAAUAUGCAGAAAUCUACAAAUGCAGAUACCUCUGCGGAAACACCGAGUUCCACCCGCCAAGGCACCGGAGCUGUGCAGAUGAGAAUCAAAAAUGCCAACAGCCACAGUGACAGGCUGAGCCAAACCAAAUCCAUGAUCCUCACUGAUGUUGGGAAGGUCACUGAACCUAUAUCCCGACACAGAAGAAAUCAUUCACAACAUGUCUUGAAAGAUGUCAUUCCUCCAUUGGAACAAUUGAUGGUUGAAAAAGAAGGUUAUCUUCAAAAAGCUAAAAUUGCAGAUGGAGGAAAGAAACUAAGGAAAAACUGGUCUACUUCCUGGAUUGUUCUUUCGAAUAGAAAAAUUGAAUUUUACAAAGAAUCCAAGCAACAGGCUCUGCCUAAUAUGAAAACUGGGCACAAACCAGAAACUGUGGAUUUGUGUGGAGCACAUAUUGAAUGGACAAAGGAAAAAUCAAGCAGAAAGAAUGUCUUUCAAAUCACAACAGUAUCAGGAAAUGAGUUCCUUCUACAGUCAGAUAUUGACUUCAUCAUAUUGGAUUGGUUCCACGCUAUCAAAAAUGCAAUUGACAGAUUGCCAAAGAAUCCAAGUAGUCUACCCAGAAACCUGGAAUUAUUCAAAAUCCAGAGAUCCUCCAGUACUGAGUUACUAAGUCACUAUGACAGUGAUAUAAAAGAACAGAAACCAGAGCAUAGAAAAUCUUUAAGUAAGUAUUUUUUUUGACUUGCUCAUUUUAACUCUGUCCAAAUGCAGUGCUUAUGACAUAUAAAUGCAUUGAAAUGAGAUUUGAGCCAAACUCAUAGUACUCAUGGAAGAUCCAUAGCCAUUUUUUGGCCAAGGAUUCAUGCACUGGAGAGUAAUCUGGAUGCUUUGCUUGCUUCAUUGUCGGUAAUGCAUUUUGAGAAAAUAAUUGUCCCAAGGUUACGGUCUCCUCUUACUCCAAACUUCUGAGUCUCUGAGUAAUAACCAUGGUGUUCAGAUUAGUGACUGAUUUUGAUAGUGGGGAAUGUCAAGCGUCUC
This is a messenger RNA of Pteropus alecto (black flying fox), 1141 nucleotides long. It is a transcript of the gene ARHGAP15, whose product is annotated as Rho GTPase activating protein 15. Gene Ontology annotation, biological process: regulation of GTPase activity. NCBI's taxonomy places the organism in Eukaryota, Metazoa, Chordata, Mammalia, Chiroptera, Pteropodidae. Gene Ontology annotation, cellular component: cytoplasm. The record is from RefSeq and is a predicted model, not a curated record. The transcript has 8 exons. Bases 125 to 844 code for a protein of 239 amino acids.